AAACUGCAUUUAAACCGGUGUGCUACCGAGCAUUUGAAACGUAUGCAUACAAACCUCCUACCGGCAAAGCCAAGCUGCGGAAGCUGCCGUUUUGCGCGCUCCUGUCAACGAGCAGAGGUAACGGAGCAAUCCUUGACGACACUCAGCAUGGUUAUGCUACUGGCGUUUCUGCUGUUGCUGUACUAUGGAGCUGGCAACAUCCAUUGCUCAAGGGUCAAUUACGGGAACAUCACAGACAUGCUCUCGUUGCUCGACUUCAAAGCGGCUACCAACGACCCAACAGAUGCCUUAAGAUCAUGGAACAGAAGUGUCCACUACUGCAACUGGACGGGUAUCAUUUGCAGCUCAUUUAACCCGGGGCGUGUCGCCGCUCUGCAACUCCCUGGCAAAAGCUUGUCUGGCGAGAUCACCCCCUCUCUUGGGAACUUGACGUUCCUUAAGAUCCUUGAUUUGUCCUCCAAUGGCUUCUCAGGCCAGUUAACUCCCCUCAACCAGCUCCAUGAGCUAGUCAUCCUUGACCUCAGCACCAAUUCGUUCCAGGGGAUAAUUCCCGACUCACUCACAAACUGUUCAAACCUAAAGCUCCUUAAUUUGUCCUCCAACGGCUUCUCGGGCCAGUUAACUCCUCUGAACCAGCUCCGUGAGCUGGUGGACCUAGCCCUCCGCAACAAUUCAUUCCAGGGGAUAAUCCCUGACUCACUCAUGAAUUGCUCAAACCUGCAAGUGAUGGAUCUUUCUAGAAACAUGCUAGCAGGCCCAAUCCCCACCAAAAUUGGUUCGCUCUACAAUCUAAUUGGUAUGGAUCUUUCUAAGAAUAAUCUCACCGGGGUCAUCCCGCCAAGCAUUGGCAACGGCACCCACCUUCAAACACUCGUUCUUCAAGAAAAUGGACUAGGGGGGAGCAUUCCUGAUAUGUUUGGAAAAUUGUCAGACAUGAUCGGCUUUAGCGUAGGUGCAAAUAGCCUUUCGGGUAGAAUACCACCUUCAGUCUUUAAUUUGACUUCUCUCCAAACACUAGGCCUGUAUGCAAAUAAGCUACAAGGGGAAUUGCCGCUUGAUAUUGGUGCCACCCUCCCUGAAAUUAUUGUUUUUACGCUAGGCCAGAACAUGCUUCAAGGGCACAUCCCACCUUCGCUAGGCAACGCUUCAGGGCUACAAGUGAUAGAUUUAUCAUCUAACAAUUUCGUUGGAGAAAUUCCUAGUUUUGGAAAGCUACUAAACCUUGAGUACUUAAACCUUGGGCAUAGUAUGCUUGAAUCAAGUGAAAGCCAAAGAUGGGAAUCCUUGUAUGGACUAACAAACUGUAGUAAUCUGUUUAUGCUGUCAUUAGAUAAUAAUCAGCUGCAAGGAGCCAUACCGGAUUUGGUCGGUAAGUUGUCCACUCACCUUACAAGUCUACACCUGAGUGGAAACAACCUAUCAGGAAUUGUUCCUUCAAGCCUAGCAAACCUGACUAGCAUAAUCGAUUUGGAUCUUAGCAACAACAGUUUAACUGGUACAAUUGAAGGAUGGUUAGGGAGUCUCAAAAAAUUACAAUCUUUAGAUCUUCAUGGAAAUAAUUUCGUCGGGUUCAUCCCACCAUCUUUUGGCAACCUUUCAGAACUAACUAUACUUUCUUUAGCACAAAAUGAAUUCAAAGGUCACAUACCUCCCACAUUGGGAAAACUUUCACAACUUUCAAGGCUGGACCUUAGCUAUAAUAAUCUGCAAGGUGACAUACGUCCAGAAAUUAGUGAGCUUAAACAACUCAUUGCACUAUAUCUCUCUUCUAGCAGACUUUCGGGAAAAAUUCCUGAUGAUCUGGGCAAGUGUCAGGGCCUCGUAACCAUCCAAAUGGACCACAAUAAUCUCACGGGUGUCAUUCCAACCUCUUUAGGCAACCUUUUGAGCUUGGACAUGCUCAACCUGUCCUAUAAUGAUUUAUCAGGUGCUAUCCCAACAGUUCUAAGUGACCUUCAACUUCUUAACAAGUUAGACCUAUCUUAUAAUCGUCUAGAAGGAGCAAUCCCAAGAAAUGGAGUGUUUGAGCACCCCGCAAACGUUUCACUUGAUGGCAACUCGGGACUUUGUGGACGAGCAACCGGUUUCCAUGUGCCCUCAUGCCCAGAUGCCUCGCUGAGAACAGGAAGACACUAUCGUUUGAUUACUGUGUUGAUCCCAAUAAUUGGCUUCCUGUCGCUGGCACUGUUGACUUGCUUUAUAAUCCAUGAGAAGAUACCACAAGCAACAUUUUCAUUGUUGCCUUCUCUCGGGGAGAAAUUCCCUAGAGUUUCUUACUGGGAUCUAGCUCGAGCGACAGGCAACUUCUCUGAGAUUAACUUGAUUGGCGAAGGAAGUUACAGUUCAGUGUACAAAGGAAAGUUGAAACAAGUUAAAACGGAAAUAGCAGUCAAGAUACUUGACCUUGACAUUCCAGGUGCCGAAGGAAGUUUUGCAUUAGAAUGCAAAGCGUUGAGAGGCAUUCGUCACAGAAACAUUGUUCCUCUCAUAACUGAAUGCUCUGCGAUUGACAGCAAAGGCAAUGCUUUCAGAGCUCUAAUCUAUGUUUUCAUGCCCAAUGGGAACUUGAACACUUGGUUGCAUCAUCAAGAGAAUCAGGCAGCCGGAAGGCAUUUAGGCCUAGCUCAAAGAAUAAGCAUAGCUACUAACAUAGCAGAUGCAUUGGACUAUUUGCAUCAUGAUAGCGGGAGGCCCAUCAUCCAUUGUGAUCUGAAGCCGAGUAACGUACUCCUAGACAUUCAUAUGAAUGCUUGUCUGGGAGAUUUUGGCAUCGCGAGGUUCUACAUUGAUUCUAAACUGAGAACAGUCGGAGAUUCUAAUUCAGUUACUGUAAACGGAACUCUGGGAUAUAUGGCUCCAGAGUAUGCUGAAAGCGGUCAUGCAUCUACUUGUGGGGACGUAUAUAGUUUUGGAAUUGUACUUUUGGAGAUGUUGACAGGAAAAAGACCAACGGAUGAUAUGUUCAGGAAUGAACUCACCAUCGUCAGAUUUGUGGAAACAAAUUUUCCUGAUCACACAUUAAAUUUUCUGGAUUCCUGUCUGCUAGAUGAAUGCAAUGAUGCCGUCAACCAAGUAGCAGCAGGACCGGAAAAUCCAACGAUCUUUCAGUCCUUGUUAUCUUUACUACGGAUAGCGCUUCUUUGUACACGCCAAUCCCCAAUUGAACGGCUUAACAUGAGAGAAGUAGCUACCCAAAUGCGCAAAAUCAACAUGGUGAACACGGGAGGUAGAGUGAGGAGCUCAACUUCUUUUAAGAGACUCGUCAGCUGGGCUUCUCAAAGGAGCUAAAAAAGAAGAGGAGGUGCAAUUAAGUAUGUUGAUAAAAUGAUCCCUUCUAAGAAUGUAAUGUUUUUUAUACCCCAGCUUGCAUUGCCUUUCUGGAUUAAUACCCCAGCUUGUAUAUAGUUUCAUGUGCAAGCCAAAAGCCGUGUGGGAAACCAAACUGCCCCGGCGUCGGUGCGGCGGGCCAUGGCCUGGAUGCUAUAAUCGUGCACUGUUAGGGAUGCCCGUUGCAGGGUUCUGCAGCAUCACAACCUACUAGCAGGCAAGCGAUGUGGAGGCAGUCCCGCACCCCAGGACGGGCAGAUUAUUUUCGUUGUGCGACUUCUCGCAACAUGCACAAUGAAAGUCAUGCACUGUUUUUCAUAAUUUGUUGACACAUUUCAAUUUAGUCCUCGAAUUUUAUGAAAUAAAUGUGCUCCUCAGAGCAGA
Messenger RNA from Aegilops tauschii subsp. strangulata, 3711 nucleotides. RefSeq lists its product as uncharacterized. The record is from RefSeq and is a predicted model, not a curated record. NCBI's taxonomy places the organism in Eukaryota, Viridiplantae, Streptophyta, Magnoliopsida, Poales, Poaceae. Gene Ontology annotation, biological process: protein phosphorylation. Gene Ontology annotation, molecular function: ATP binding; protein kinase activity; protein binding.